Messenger RNA from Centruroides sculpturatus (bark scorpion), 981 nucleotides. Its product is annotated as zinc finger protein 708-like. The record is from RefSeq and is a predicted model, not a curated record. Lineage: Eukaryota; Metazoa; Arthropoda; Arachnida; Scorpiones; Buthidae. Gene Ontology annotation, biological process: regulation of transcription by RNA polymerase II. Bases 155 to 790 code for a protein of 211 amino acids. The transcript is spliced from 2 exons. Gene Ontology annotation, cellular component: chromosome. Gene Ontology annotation, molecular function: chromatin insulator sequence binding.
CAAUAUAUCAAUUGUUCAAUUGUUGAGGUCAACAAUUCAGUCGCAAAUUCGCAAACGAUCCAUCUAGACGUGGGAAAGAGUUUCUAAACGAUUAGAAGAUAAUAAUUUAUAUCAGAUUUAAGUUUGAUCUUGUGAAUCCAAUCUCAAAAAGAAAAUGCACGUUUUGGAGUUUAGAAAUUUGAGGAAUGUGCCUUACAGAUGCGAAUGGUGCGGCAAGACGUUUAAUACUGAAUCAGAGUUACAACAACACAUUAAUAAAGAACAUAAACGCCAGAGUAACGGUGCUGGUUCAGGUGAAACAUCUAAGUACGAAGUGUAUUUGAUGGACGUGUUCGAUGAUGUGGUUUACAAAUGCCGAUAUUGCGGAAUGGAGUUUAAAACGGAAUCAGAUUUAGCAGAUCACAUUAAGGAAUGGCAUACACCCAUAACUAAUGGUGCUGGUUCAGAUGGAUCAUUUAAAUACAAUAAGCACUGGACAACAUGCGGAGAACCUUUUAACGCAGAUCAGAACAUUCCUCUUUCUGACUCCACUUCCUGCGAAAUGUUUUUAAUAUUUGAAAAAUUACGAACAUAUUUCGAAAAAUCUGAAGAAUUAAAGUCAGAAACUAAAACUGAUAAAGAAUGCUUCAAAAUUUUGAGAAAAAGUAAAUAUGAAAAAGAUAUAAAAGAUCAAGGUCCUGAAAACAAACAAAACAACGAAUCAGAUAAAAAGCAAGAUCCAGCACGUCAUCAGAAAUGUUCUCCUGCAAGUGCAGAAAAACAAUUUUCAAUUGAAAAAUUAAAGAUUUGAUAUUGAGAUUGGAAAAUUUUCAAAAUUAAUUAUGAUCAUAAAAUUUGGCUUUUUCUCGCAAAAUUUACAAAGCGAAAAGCAUACGAUAUAAUUAUCUUUGUUGCAUAAAUUUAGUUGAUUUUAAAUGUGAUAGAAACUUUUUCUAAAUUCAAAAUUCUAUAUGUUUAUUAAUGAAAUUUAAUAAAAUAGUU